AUGGCGUCGAUGAUGCUGAGUUCUCGCGCGGCAUCGGCGUCGGCGCCGGCCGGAGCAGAACAUCGCCGUCAGCACGUCACCGUGGCGUGCGGUGGGCUGCCGCGGCCCAUCAGGCCCGUGCCGGGCACGGCAGGCCCACGGCCUGGAACGCCGAGGCUGGUGGGUCCGUCGCCGUCGGGGCGAGCGGGGCCGGAGUGCAACUGGUGGGGCGCUGGCGCGCGGCAGCAGGUGACGGCCGCGGUGGCGCCGAGGCGACCGAGGAGCAGCAGGGGCGCAUCAUGCGCGCGCGUGCCCACGGGGAAGGGGAACCGGGAGCUGGUGAGGCGGGCGCUCGCGCCGCCCGCCGCGCGCGGCCGGGGACGCAGCAGAGCCGUCCUGAUGAGGAGGUGGAGCUUCCGGCCCGCGCCCAGCCGGCUGCGCAACACGUCGGCGUCGUCACUCUCCUCGCCGUCCCCUGCCUCGCCGCGGCCACGUCCGUCGUGA
This is a messenger RNA of Miscanthus lutarioriparius, 483 nucleotides long. The record is from the annotation of a GenBank genome assembly. Lineage: Eukaryota; Viridiplantae; Streptophyta; Magnoliopsida; Poales; Poaceae.